GAAACUACAGCAGGACGGGAAGACAUUUCUUUGAGAGGACAGAAAGGAAGCUUUUUUUUUUUUUAAAGUUCUGCAUUCAAUCUCUGACUGUGGAAGCCUCUCAGUUCAACCUCCAGCUGCUGAUUUCUUUUUCAUCAUCAUUUCCUUUUAAACCCCUACAAAUACUGCACCGCUGCAAGUAUUUCACAUCGCUCCUUCUACUCAGCGUGGAGAUUAAUCCACCACUUCUCCUCCUGCAACCACGGACACUUUUCUCUCUGAAAACUGCAGAUAUAAGAAUCAAACGUGAAAACUCUGCCUGUUUCCUGACAGGAUCCUUAUAUCACGAGCAUCUUCGGCAACUUGAAUGUCUUUAAAACUUGGUCAGAGAGUCUGGAGCGCUUCGAUGCGCCGUGCGUAAAAGGGACCGGUUGGUUUUUUUUGGGAGGUGGAGGAGGAGGUGACCUCAGGAGGACGCACCAGUAUCAGAGCGCUCCUGCAAGAUCUCCGGGAAGAGCAGGAGCAAGAGCAAGAGGAGGAGGAGGAGGAGGAGGAGGAGGGCGCAUCACACUGAGAGAGAGCAUCCUCCCAGCCAUCUAUCACCCUACAAACACACAUCCUUAAAACAACAGGGCUACAGUAAUGUUAUAGAAUUACAGUAGAGAGGGAUAUCAUAUAUGCAUUUUAGCAAAAUAACAUCCUGCAGCACCAAAAAGUAAGAUAAAGACAUCAAAAACAUACUGCAUGAAGUAAAGUACACGUAAAUUAAGUCAAGAUAAAUUCACCACUGGUUUCCACAGACAUACUGUAAGUCAUUAAAAAGGAUAUUAUAGGAAGAUUGUAGAGAUUUUUCACACACACGCACCCACGGACACCCAGGACACCCCAGCACGCCACCUCAGAAUGGAUCUCCCACCAAUCAGAGGUUUAUCUGAUGUGCCGUGAGCGUUGGGAGCACCUUGCCCCAGCCCCGGCCUGCAGCCCUGGUGCCACCCGGCCUGGCUCACCAGGAUGGACCCUGCUCAUUCCCUCAGGAUGGACGGGCUGGACCUCCAGCAGGUCCCAGUGCUGUCACUCGACCAGAUCCGUGCCAUCCGGGCCAACAAUGACUAUGUGGAGCGGCCCGUGGUACCGGAACCGGUAUCCCAGUCCGUAUUUUUUUAUGCUCAUGAUGACGGUCAUGGAAUAUACCCUCACCACCCCCAGACUUCCCUGCACUCUGCCAUGCCCCGUAGCCAAAGUCAGCAGCAGCAUGCACACCUGUCCCACCUGAGCCGUUCCAGUACCAUAAGCUCCUCCAUCUCUCGGACCAGUGCCACCUCAGACCAGAGGCUACUGGCAGGUCUGACACCAUCUCACUCUGGCUUAGGUUCGGUGGUUCGUUCUCAACCUAAAGGAGAACUCAAGCCUGAUGCUUCUCUGAGUAAAGGCUUGGCAGAAGAUGAGGCUGAGCUGGGCCUUCAUCUGUUCAUCUGUGAGCGGUGUGGUCGCUGUAAGUGCCAAGAGUGCUGUGCCCCCCGCCGCCUGCCUUCCUGCUGGGCCUGUGGACAGCGCUGUCUGUGCUCUGCUGAGAGCGCCGUGGAGUACGGCACCUGCUUGUGCUGUGUUAAAGGCCUGUUCUACCACUGUUCCGCCCAGGAUGACGAGGAUAACUGCGCUGACCGGCCGUGCUCCUGUGCUCCAGCCCACGCUUGUGCCCGCUGGGGCACCAUGGGGCUAUUGGCACUCUGCCUGCCCUGCCUCUGCUGCUACCCCCCUGCCAGGCUGUGCCUUGCCCUGUGCCAGUGUGCCCAUGACCGUGCCACACGUCCUGGCUGCAGGUGCAGCAACACCAACACUGUGUGCCGCAAGAUCUCUGCCUCCAACCCCAACCCUGGUCAUCCUUCGCUCCGCAGCAAGGCCCUGGAGAAGCCGUUAUGACAGG
Thunnus maccoyii (southern bluefin tuna) is the source of this 1903-nucleotide messenger RNA. Its product is annotated as protein sprouty homolog 3. Gene Ontology annotation, cellular component: cytosol; membrane. Lineage: Eukaryota; Metazoa; Chordata; Actinopteri; Scombriformes; Scombridae. Gene Ontology annotation, biological process: multicellular organism development; animal organ development; negative regulation of fibroblast growth factor receptor signaling pathway. The record is from RefSeq and is a predicted model, not a curated record.